Oppiella nova is the source of this 761-nucleotide messenger RNA. Lineage: Eukaryota; Metazoa; Arthropoda; Arachnida; Sarcoptiformes; Oppiidae. The record is from the annotation of a GenBank genome assembly.
AAAAGAUAACAGAUCUGCAGCAGAUGUGGAGCGAACACAUGUCUCAAUCCCAUGGAAGCAACGACUCAUCUCUUCAGAGCAAUUCGCAGCCCAAUAGUCUCGAAGGCAAUACCGGUUCCAAUCAGUCAUCUCUGUCGGUGACGUCGAGUCCGAUGAAGAUGUUGGGGAAUGCCAUCAAACGCACCGACCAUUCGGCGGAAAUCAAUCGACUGAAGAACGAACUGAUGGGCGCUAAGCUCAGGGAAGCCGAAGCUGUGGCCGAACUCAAGGAAAUGAGACAAAAGCUGAUGGAAUUGGAGACACAGAAUCAGGUGUCCAUUAAUCAGAUCAGAAGACAGGCCGACGAGGCGAACAAAUUGAAGGACAGCUACGAAGAGUUGACUGAAAAAGAGAGGCAAACAGUGAGCGCAUUGAAUGCCGAGAAGAGACGGUAUGCGGAUCUCGACUUCCAGAUGAAAGAGCAACAGAUGAUGAAACGCAUCAAAGAGUUGGAACAAACGCAGACUGUGGCCGAACUCAAGCAGAAAAUCUCUUCACUCGAGGCUAAGAUCGAAGAACACCUAACGAUCAGUAAACUGAAGGAAAGCGGUUCCGAACCGGAGAAUCCACUCGAACUACAGGACCGGAUGGCAGAACUCCAGUCGGAGAUGUUUCGACUCGAAGUGACGAAUAAGAAGUUGAGUUCUUUGCAGAACGGAACGGGAGAUGACAUACACAUCAAUAGGAGAAUCCCCCAAACGUUUACAUCUAAUGGAGAAUAA